Parus major (Great Tit) is the source of this 2479-nucleotide messenger RNA. RefSeq names its product chloride intracellular channel 3 (gene CLIC3). The record is from RefSeq and is a predicted model, not a curated record. The coding region runs from base 1076 to 1891 and encodes 271 amino acids. NCBI's taxonomy places the organism in Eukaryota, Metazoa, Chordata, Aves, Passeriformes, Paridae. The transcript is spliced from 5 exons.
UGCUAGGGGCAAGGAGUGCACAACACAGGUCUGUGCCCAGUGCUUGUAAUCAUUCAGGCAGUGUGGGGUAGCUGGGGGUACAGGCAGGAGUGGCAGCAGCUGGCAAUGUCACUAGCUGCCCUUAUGGGCCUGGGGGUGGCAGCAGCCACCGUGGCUGGGCCCUGUAGCAGGGCAUCCUGCCUAUGCCGUGGGGCCAGGCAUGGGUGGGUGUGGGUGCACCCCGAGCAGGAAUGUGGGCUGGGAGGGGCUGUGGUUUCAGCUGGGGCACUCAGGGUGCAGCCAGCAGUGCAGCAGGAGCUGCCACACAGCAUGGCUGAGAAACCCCAAAUCCAGCUCUUCAUCAAGGUGAGGGGGGUCCUGAGGUCGGUGCCCCAGGCCAGUGGGUAGCCCUGGCAACCAACCCUGGCAGUGUUGCAGUGGGCGGGGUGGCUGGGCUGCAGUGCCCAGAUGUGGCGUAUUAGGCAGGCACGGAGGCAGAUAGUGGGCAGGGGGUCGGGCACCGGGUAGGCAAUGGGGCUGACAACAGGCAGUGGGGCAGGCACUGGGCAGCAGGUAGGUGGGGAGACAGACAGCAGGCAGCUCAGGCUCUUCUCCAGGGCGCACUGUUUGCUGAUUCCUGCCCUGCAAGCACAGGGUCUGUGGAGGCUAAACUUGGGGAGGUUGGACCAGGUUCCCCCCUGAAAGUAGGGCCGUGCAGUAGGGCACCACAGCAUCUCUCUGCCCCUUCCAGGCCCUUCCCAGCCGCUGCCUGGCUGGUGCAGUCUGGCUGUGCAGGCAGGACGGGGCUCACCUGGGAUUGUGGCUGGGGGUGACAGGGCCACCAAUAUUGCUGUCAUCUUCCUCUGGCACAUCUCUGCUCCUGGACUGUCCCCUGCCACUGCCAUCCCUGCUGCCACUACUGCUCUCAAGCCCUUGCCCCUCGACACUGAGGCUGGAGCAGCCUGGAGGUCCUUGUCCUCAGAGGGUGCUAGGGCCAGCACCUGCUGUGCCAUAUGGCUGCUCUGGAGUGUGGCAUUGAAGCUCUGUGAGCUGGCAGAGGCCAGGAGCUGGUGUCCUGCCUGGCAUAGCAGGUACCAUGGACUGCAGGACAGCUUGCCAGACUGGGCUGGGGAAUGUGCCCUAUCAUUUUCACCCUGUACCCUUUGGGGCUGCCCCCAGUCGGGCCAUGCCAGGGCAAAAGGACAGCUUAGCUUUCCUUCUGUGCCCACAGGCAAGCGAGGAUGGGGAGAGCGUGGGGCACUGCCCCUUCUGCCAGCGGCUCUUCAUGGUGCUGCUGCUCAAAGGGGUGCCCUUCACCCUCACCACUGUGGAUGUGAAGAGGGCGCUGGACGUGCUGAAGGACUUUGCACCAGGUGCCCAGCUGCCCGUCCUUCUCUACAAUGGCGAGCCCAAGACUGACACCAUCACCAUUGAGGAGUUUCUGGAGGACCAGCUGGGCCCCCCCAUGUGCCCUAGUCUGGUCCCGCAUUACCCGGAGUCAAGCCUGGCUGGGAAUGACAUUUUCCAUAAGUUUUCUGUCUUCAUCAAGAACCCGGUACCUGCACAGGAUGAGGCAUUGCAGCGCAGCCUGCUGCGUGCCUUGCUGAAGCUGGAUGAGUACCUGAGCACCCCUCUGGAGCACGAGCUGGCCCAGGACCCUCACCUCCGGGCCUCCCAGCGCCAUUUCCUUGACGGAGACCACCUCACGCUUGCCGACUGCAACCUGCUGCCCAAGCUCAACAUCGUUCAGGUCGUGUGCCAGCACUACCGCCGCUUUGGGAUCCCCAAGGACCUGCAGGGCGUGUGGCGGUACCUCAACAGUGCCAGUGAAACUAAGGAGUUCAAAUACACCUGCCCCAAUAGCCAGGAGAUUAUACAAGCCUAUCGUUCCGUUGUCCGGGCACUGCAGUGAGCCGGGCACGUGCCCUAGUGGGUGCAGGGCCAAGACUGUGGUCAGGCAGGAGGUCAGCGCCCACCCUGCCCCUACCUGCCUGCAGGGGCUCAGGAGAGCUGUGCCACUCGCACCCAAAUUCCCUCCACUGGCACCCAGGUGCUGGCAGCAAUCUGCAGUGCACCGAGGCCUUCUUGUGCCACCCACCCUUCCUCACAACCAGGACAAGCUCUGUGGCCCCUCGAGCAUCAGGAUGAGGACAAGGGGACACAGCCAGGGGCACCAUUGGUGCCAAAGCUGUGCCCAGCUGACGGCAGGGGCAGAGCUGGGCACAACAAGCUGCCCUGCAGCCACUUGCAUAGGCACGCUAUGCCACCCACCUGAGCUGCAGGCACCACAGGGUGCCCUCACACCUGCACCAGGUGAGGUGGCACACCCAUAGAGACCUAGGAAUGGAGCUGGAGAGGGAUGGCACAGGCAAUGGGCAGAGGUCAGUUCCCCCCAGAAAUCUCUAUUAGGAAGCUCUCAACAGACUUGGGUGUUGUGAAGCAAGGAAAGCCCAAGCUAAGCUUCAGAGCUCCUGGAAAUCAAUAAAAGCUUUGCAAGCAA